Chaetura pelagica (chimney swift) is the source of this 2553-nucleotide messenger RNA. RefSeq names its product solute carrier family 39 (zinc transporter), member 10 (gene SLC39A10). NCBI's taxonomy places the organism in Eukaryota, Metazoa, Chordata, Aves, Apodiformes, Apodidae. The transcript is spliced from 9 exons. Gene Ontology annotation, cellular component: membrane. Bases 1 to 2553 code for a protein of 850 amino acids. Gene Ontology annotation, biological process: intracellular zinc ion homeostasis; zinc ion import across plasma membrane; positive regulation of B cell receptor signaling pathway. Gene Ontology annotation, molecular function: zinc ion transmembrane transporter activity. The record is from RefSeq and is a predicted model, not a curated record.
AUGAAGGUACACGUGCACACAAAAUUUUGCAUCAUUUGUUUGCUGACAUUUAUCUUUCAUCAGUGCAAUCAUUGCCAUGUAGAUGGACAUGACCAAGGACCACGUGUACACUGCCAUAGUGACUAUCAGAUCUCAAAUGAAUCCUACUUGCAGAAUGGAGGAACAGAAUCUAUGCCAAGUAAAUUUUCAACGUUGGAAGCUGAAAAUGAACAAAAAUACUACAUUGAAAAGAUUUUUGAUCGUUAUGGGGAAAAUGGAAGACUAUCUUUUUUUGGCCUGGAAAAACUGUUAAUAAGCCUUGGUUUAGGAGAGGUAAAAGUAGUGAUGAUAAAUCAUGAUGAUAUUGGCCAUGACCAUGUUUCUCACUUACAUGCUUUAGAGGUACAGGAAGGAAAGCAUUCUCACUCUCAUAACCAUCCUCACAGCCACUCAGAUUCAGAAAACCAAACAACGGUUGGUAUGGCUGCAAGGAGAAGUCAUAAAUGUGAUCUUGAGAGAGAGACAGCAGUACCAUCAGUGAAAGAUGAUGGCAGACAUGGUCAUGACCAGAGUCACCAUCACCAUCAUCACCACCCUCGUCUACAUCAUCAUGACCAUAAUGGUACACAUCACUCUCGUAAUGAUUCAGUUAGUCAUGGUGAACAUGGAGAACAAAACCAUGAACCUUCAACUGAGACAAACACAACUCAGGAUCAGCCAGAAAGAAAACAACGGAAACAGAAGAAGAAGCAAAAGAAGAUCAGUGAGACUUCAGGAGAUGCUACACGGGAUUAUGCCCCAGACCAUGAUCCAAGUGAUCAGUAUGAGCACAAUCGUGUUCAUAAACAUGAUGCGUCUCACUUGCAUGGGCACCAUCAUGAACACAGUAGUGAUCAUUCUAUUAGUCAUGGACAUCAAGAUUCCAGUUUAGGUAAUGCAGAUGGACGCCACCACACCAGCAAGCGAGAGGCAUCUCAUAACCAGAUCAGUGUAAGAAAACAUGCUAUUUUUUCAACACGUAGUCAUAAGGAUCAUAAUGAAGAUGAACGUGAGCGUGAAGAGUGCUUAAACGUUACCCAGCUGCUACGGUACUAUGGUCUGGAAACCAGCUCUCCAAUAUCUCCUGAAUUGUUUGUAUACUUGUGUCCUGCUUUGCUGUACCAGAUUGAGAGAAGGCUUUGCAUUGUGCAUUAUGAUGAGCUGGAAGAUUUUAUGAGAAGUAAAAACGCAUCGAUUGAGAAUAACGAUAAAACAGGUGCAUCAGCCUGGUUUUGUGGUAUCAUCUCUAUCACCGUCAUUAGCCUGCUUUCCUUGCUAGGUGUGAUCUUGAUUCCCAUCAUUAACCAAUGGUGCUUCAAAUUUCUUCUAACUUUCUUGGUAGCUCUGGCUGUAGGAACAAUGAGUGGAGACGCACUGCUCCACCUGUUGCCACAUUCACAUGGAGGCCACAACCACAGUCACCACCAUGGCCAAGGUCAUGUUCAUGAACACAAGCGGUCUCACCGACAUGCCCACGGACAUGGAGUAGGGACUGAAGGGUUUCUAGAAGAAAAUGAUCCUGUGCUAAAAGGACUUGUGGCACUUGGAGGCAUUUAUGUUUUGUUUAUCAUUGAACAUUGUAUAAGAAUGUACAAGCAUUACAAUAAACAAAAGAGUAAGCAGAAAUGGUGCAAAAAAAACCAGACUGAAGAAUCAGCAAUUGGAAGGAAACUUUCUGAUCACAAAUUAAAUAAUAGACCAGAUGCUGACUGGCUUCAGCUCAAACCCCUUGCAGGAGCAGACGACUCGGUUCUCUCUGAAGAUCGACUCAAUGAAACUGAAUUAACUGAUUUAGAUGGGCAGCUGGAAUCCCCUCCCAAAAACUUCUUGACUGUAGAGGAGGACAACAAUAUGCACCAUUCUCACAAUGAUGUCUCACAUGCUGCCCAAGGACAUGAUCUUCAUGAUUCAGAGUAUGACAGCCAUGGCGAAGAUAAAAUGAUAGCUAGAAAACACAGUCACCACUGGCAUCACAAGCAUUCCCAUCAUUCUCAUGGCCACUGUAAUUCUGGAAAAGACCUGAAAGAUACUGGGAUAGCUAAUAUUGCUUGGAUGGUAAUUAUGGGAGAUGGCAUUCACAACUUCAGUGAUGGCUUAGCAAUCGGUGCAGCUUUUAGUGCUGGACUGACAGGAGGAAUUAGUACAUCUAUAGCAGUAUUUUGUCAUGAGCUUCCCCAUGAAUUAGGUGACUUUGCUGUGCUUCUUAAAGCAGGGAUGACAGUAAAGCAAGCUAUUGUGUACAACGUCCUGUCUGCCAUGAUGGCUUACGUGGGGAUGCUGAUAGGCACGGCGGUGGGACAGUAUGCUAAUAACAUCACCUUGUGGAUCUUUGCCAUCACUGCAGGCAUGUUCCUCUACGUGGCCUUGGUUGACAUGCUUCCAGAAAUGCUUCAUGGAGAUGGAGAUAACGAAGAGCAUGGUUAUUGUCCUGUGGGGCAGUUCAUUCUUCAGAACCUAGGCCUGCUUCUUGGCUUUGCCAUCAUGCUGGUGAUUGCCCUCUAUGAAGAUAAAAUUGUGCUUGACAUCCAGUUUUGA